GAGAGAGAGAGAGAGAGAGAGAGAGAGAGAGAGAGAGAGAGAGAGAGAUGGGCUUUGGAGGUACUCAGCUGUGCUUGUGUCUCUUGCUUGCCUUCGCUGUAAUAUCUUCCUCUGCUCGGAACACCAUUCUAUUUUCAGAUGAUGAGGUGGUGAUAGCCAUGGAGAUGGAGGGUAGGUCUUUGAGGGUGACGACAAAUGACUACAACGACCCAACUGCCAAUCGUGGGCAUGAUCCCUCCCCCGCCUCCUCAAGAGUCAAAUCCAAAGGAGGCGGCGGCCGGAAGGGCUAAAACUUAAAAAUGAAAUAUAUUGCUUGAAAAGGCUAAUAUAUUGCCUCAUAUAUAACGCGUUUUCGUUUUUUUUCAUUGAGUUCACCCAAGUUAUAUCUCAAAUAAAAUUGUACUCAAAAUAUUCUUAUUCUAACUUUUAGCUACAUUAAAUAAGCGAGGACUGUAAUCUAUAUUAUCUGUUG
This is a messenger RNA of Malus domestica (apple), 472 nucleotides long. The record is from RefSeq and is a predicted model, not a curated record. NCBI's taxonomy places the organism in Eukaryota, Viridiplantae, Streptophyta, Magnoliopsida, Rosales, Rosaceae.